Messenger RNA from Oncorhynchus gorbuscha (pink salmon), 2613 nucleotides. Its product is annotated as C-reactive protein-like. Bases 1175 to 1822 code for a protein of 215 amino acids. The transcript has a single exon. The record is from RefSeq and is a predicted model, not a curated record. Lineage: Eukaryota; Metazoa; Chordata; Actinopteri; Salmoniformes; Salmonidae.
AUCCAACAGACUCCCAUUCAGAGCGACACACAGAAGUAUCCAGGGUCAAUGCCCUGCUCAAGGGCAUGUCGACAGAUCUCCCACAAGGCCAAACAUGGGGACCCAAACCCUCCAAGAUCCCCCACAGUUCCCCAAUAGCUGCCCCUCAACCAUCUGAGACCCCUUCCACAGUCCCCGCCCCCAAGAAAAAUAAAUAACAACAAAUAUUUGACAAAAAGCCCUAAAAACCCCCCACCAAUGCACCAACAACCAAGAAAAUUGACUAAAGAGAAAAAAUUAAAAGACAAAGGUAAACAGGAAACAACAAUGCAAAAAAAAACAAAGGACAUCAAGGACAACUACAAUCAUAACAGCAAGGCCAAAUGUAUAUGUUUGAGUGGAUGUCUGGCACUAUUUACGUGUGUGUGUGUGUAUGUGUGUAUUUGAAUGAGAGUAUGUGUAUACGCAUGUGGACAAACACCUGCACGGCAUCAGUCUCAGGCACACUGGCAUUAGCUGUAAAAACACUGCCCCUCAGUGUCAUUCAAACUGACUUUAUGAAUUAAGUUUUAUUUCAACUUUAUUUUUCAAACUUUUAUAUGAUGUUUUCUCAAUAAUACCAUUACCUAAUAACUGUGUGACAAUGCCGACUAAUACACCUGUUGACCUAGAAAUUGGUUUGACCUAGAAAGUCUGAUGGCAGAACAUAAAACAUCUUGAUAAACUGGCAAUGUUGAUCAAUCAUAUGAAUUUAGAUUCUCAGAUGACUAUAUUUUCUAAUCUAGACCAAUAUCAAAAACAAGGAAGUGGGGAAUGUGUUAUUCUGGCUGGCAUUCAUAAGAGCAUACAGGUAGUUCCUCCCAUUUUCAGUCCGUUUUCUAUACUAUAAAUAGGAAUAUCCUUUGAGGAUGUGUCCAUAACAUUAGUGCUUACUCCAAGUGAAACUAUGAAAUGGAGCUGCAGACAUGGCUCCUGAUGGUCUUUACGUGCUGCUAUGCUGUGCCAGAAGGUAAGACUGAAAUAUUGGAGAUGGCCCAAAAUACUAUCAUGAAUUGUUGAAUAAUUACAUGUGUUUCAGUAGUACUUACUGUAUUUACUAUACUAAUAGGAUUGCAAAAUUCCCUGUAAUUUUCCUAAGUUCUACACAUUUUCAAACACUAGAUUUAGAAAGUUUCCUCCCUUUGCAACUCUAAUAAUGAAUCUUAUUCUAAUCGUAACAGACAUGUUAGGGAAGCAAAUCAUUUCCCCAGUGAAGUCAAACACUGCCUAUGUCAAGAUAACCCCUGACAUGAACAAAAUCUUCUUUGCUGUGACUGUCUCCGUUCGAUUUUUCACCGACUACCAGACAAAGGAGCUGACCAUUUUCUCAUUGGCCACGCCUUCUCAUGCUGAUGGUUUUGUCAUCUUCAGGGGAGAUGGGGGAAAUUACAGGGUGUACAUUGGGGACCAAGGUAUCUAUUUCUGGGGAUUGCCAGACAAAAUGAACGAGUGGAACUCUGUUUGUGGGACGUGGGAUGCCAGUACAGGAUUGACUCAACUGUGGGUGAAUGGGAAGCCAAGUGCAAGGAAAGCGCUCCAAGCCGGCAGCUCCAUCUCUGGUACUCCCAGUAUUAUUUUAGGUCAGGACCAAGAUGCAUACAUUGGUGGGUUUGAUGUGUAUGACUCCUUUUACGGACAUGAGACUGAUGUCCACAUGUGGGACAGAGUGCUCUCCCCAUGUGAGAUCCAAAGCUACAUGAAGGGGGAGGUGUUAUCUCCAGGGAAUGUGGUAAACUGGAAUGCACUAAAAUACACAAGGCAUGACUAUGUGGUUGUUGAGAGGAUGCAGAACCUGACCUGUUAAACAUUUGACCUCAAGAAUCACAAACGGAUCAUUUCAAACCAUGCUUACUUUUGUAUACGAUCAUGUGUCUGUUAUGUGUGGGAAUAGUGUGGAACAGAUUUCCAAAAUUAAAAUCACUUGGAGCUGAUUUCCUGGUGGUUUUACAGUCUUUUAUGUCCAACAAUGAAAAUGAAAACAAGAAAAGUUUUGGGGGAGGAAUAAAACCACCCAGGGGCCAAAUUUGGCCUGUGUGCCACCAGCUGGGGAAACCUGCUAUAGGGGGUUGUAUCAAUUAUGUAUUAAAACACUAGAUUGUUGAUUAUAAAAUUUGAUUUGAUAUGUAUUGGCCAUUGAGAGACUUUAAAGCCACUGUCCCCCAUAUUGGUACUUCUCAGGAGCAGUCCUCCAUAGGAAUGAAUGGAAUGCUACAUUAUUUCAAUUUAAGGGCAAAAUUACAUAUAUUUAAGCAUUUAUUUGUUGUAGAGUGAACAGUAACAUUCGUAUUCUCAAAAAAAAUACUUGAAGGAAAAACUAUUUUUGUUUUGUUUGUUCAUAUAAUACAAUUUAAAAGUAUGCAUUGAGGUGUCUUAUGUAAUAUAAUUGACAAAGUGUUGGAGGGGUACAAAAAUGGUGACAGUCACUUCAAAAUAGCGCCCCCUGUCAGUCAUCUAGUGUUUAUAUGCACGAGUCGUGCACGUCAAGCAGUGUUCGGAAUAAAGAACCAAAAAGGAUGUAGCUGUGCCUGCCCACUUAUAAUUGUUGAUAUCACAAUGCCAAAUUACUUUCUCAUUUUAAUAAAAUCUCAAUUGUAA